CAUUUUUGGUCAAACACAUAUAGUGUUAUUUUAAUCAUAAAUGAAAUCAAAGCACACUAAAGUACCCCCAAAAAAAAUAACAAUAGACAGUAGACAAUAGAUUUUUAGGCAAUAAGCCAAUCACUACGAUAAGUUGUAUUUUAAUACUUCCCUAGGUCCUAGUUAAAAUCACUAGCUACUUUUUUAUCGCCAAUAACACCCGGUGGACCACACAGAUUAUUUUUUUAGGCUAUAUGAAUUACUAAGACACUAUAGGGUUUAAGGUUUGACCAUAAGCUAACAAUAUAAUAUUAUUGUUUUAUACGCGUUGGUUUGGCUAAAUCACCGCAACUGCGACUGUACUUGAACACUACGGAUGAACGAAUGUAUUAAACAUACGAUCCUCGGGUAGUUUCGAGAAUUUCCAAGGAGGUUCGGACUUUGGAGUUUAGAACGUCCACAUCACACCACAGAUUUCUGUAUAGAACCGUCAUCGACAAACGCAGCACACGACGCGACGCGUAGUUCGGGUAACGCACACACAGGCAGCGAUGAACAACAAUUAUCUCUGACAGCUCGCUGUAAGCUGUUGUGGGGGGGGAUUGUGUUUGGUUACCAGAGUAUUUUUCAAGAAGGGCGUAUAUGUACAACCGUAGUACGUGCGUGUUGAUAAACAUACACGUACACGGGAACGGUCCAAUGGAAACCCACCUUCACGCAUUCAAAACGAGAUAAUCACCAGAUCUGUGGAGCCAACUUUGCAAACAUCAUCAUCACGCAUCUUACACACAAAACCUAACAAUUUUUAGGUUAUAUAACACAAGUAUCAUUUGUGAAUUAGUAUAAACCACAUAGAAAUUAAAGUUAUUAAUUUAUCAGUUAUAAUUAUUAAGUGACAGACCUACGCCGACUUGUUUAUUUGUAUCGUGGCCGUUAGGUUUAUUUUGAAUACGUUUUAACUUAAUCUGAAAGCUACAAAAUGUCGCACACCAUAUUGUUGGUCCAACCUGGAAUUGAUCCGGAAACAAGAAUAUGUAUCGAUUACAAUUCUCCUGAAGAAUGCAUAGAUGGAAUUUGUGGGUUCUAUGAAGCAUAUCUGAUGAACUUAAAUCCAACUGUUUCAACUUUUACGUAUGAAAUAACUCAGCUGUUUGAUUUUCUUGACAAUCUAGUAUAUAUUUCAUGUCUUGUGUACCAACCAGAUACCAUGAUGUAUGUCCAAUUCGACAAACAAUGGAUAAAAGUGGAAUUAUUUAUCCAACUCGGAUGUCAAGCUAUUCAGUGUCAAUAAACAUUAUGAAUUUAAUGAAAUGUUUAAUUAUAAUAUUAUGAGGCUGUUUUUUCCAUAAGCAAUGUACAAGUAAUGUAAAUGUUAUUCCUUGGAAUUUGUCAAAUAUUCCAAA
Molecule: messenger RNA, 1382 nt
Organism: Aphis gossypii (cotton aphid)
Lineage: Eukaryota; Metazoa; Arthropoda; Insecta; Hemiptera; Aphididae
Product: enhancer of rudimentary homolog
Exons: 4
Coding region: 959-1270 (103 amino acids)
Source: RefSeq, a predicted model, not a curated record